CUGUUUAUAUAAACAUUCUAUAUGAACUUUGAAAAUAAAGAAAAAGAUGCUUUACAGUUUUCAGUGUUGCUUUUCAGCAAUGCAAACCAUGACAUGAAGAGAUGCUUCCCCUUGCCAUGCUGUUUUCAAAUAAAUUAAGCAUUAAGGUGAAGUUAAGGAUAAAAAGGACCAAGACAAAAAACUACCUCUUAGCCUAGUCCAGCUCCGAGUAGAAUCAGAUUCCAAAAUGAAGGGAGACAUAGUAUCUUACUUGUUUUAGACAACACAAAAAUUAUAAAUACAAGUUGAUCCAUUACCAAGAACAUUCAUAUUCUCUGACCCCCACAAAUUUCCUUUUUCCUAUGCCUUUUGGCUUUUUUCCAAAAGUAGAACCAAUCCUGGGUGCCGCCACUUCCAACCCCAUGUCCGAACAGUACUGUUGCAUGAUCAUGAGAAUCAAUGUUGAUUGCAAUGCUUGCUGCAGAAGAUUAAGGAGAAUCCUUCUAAGGAUGAAAGUAAUAGAGACUCAUUUGAUAGAGAAGCAGCAGCGCAGGGUAUGUGUCUGUGGCAGAUUUGUACCAGCAGAUGUUGCAAUCAAGAUACAGAAGAAAUUGAAUCGUAGAGUUGAGAUUCUUGAAGUACAGUUCGAAGGCGAAGAAGAUCAUAAUGAACCACCAUAGAAAGUAACCCAGGAGAGUUCAGAGAAACCUUAAAAUGACCCAGAGAUGCCUACGGCAUAGUGUACAUAAUAGGCUACUUUGUAGCAGUUGUUUGUGGUUACUUUCAAAAGUACUAUAUGGAAAUUGUUGGGAAGAAGAAAAUGGUAGACGAUCUACGCAGAAAAAUAAUAAUACACGUUACAUGUAGAAUUCUUAGAAGGACUUAAUGUAUGUACUUUACAUGAAUUGUUUGUCACAUCAGAAAGUAAACUUGAUAAA
Lotus japonicus is the source of this 917-nucleotide messenger RNA. RefSeq lists its product as uncharacterized. NCBI's taxonomy places the organism in Eukaryota, Viridiplantae, Streptophyta, Magnoliopsida, Fabales, Fabaceae. The record is from RefSeq and is a predicted model, not a curated record. Bases 342 to 659 code for a protein of 105 amino acids. The transcript is spliced from 3 exons.